This is a messenger RNA of Daldinia childiae, 2520 nucleotides long. RefSeq names its product RNA polymerase II subunit A C-terminal domain phosphatase. Gene Ontology annotation, molecular function: RNA polymerase II CTD heptapeptide repeat phosphatase activity. NCBI's taxonomy places the organism in Eukaryota, Fungi, Ascomycota, Sordariomycetes, Xylariales, Hypoxylaceae. The coding region runs from base 1 to 2520 and encodes 839 amino acids. The transcript has a single exon. Gene Ontology annotation, cellular component: nucleus. The record is from RefSeq and is a predicted model, not a curated record.
AUGGCAAAGACGCUCCGACUCGGAGCUCGGCUCCGUUAUCCCAUUACCAUAUCCAAAUUUCUCAAAAACCACGGCGACGAUGUCUCUAAGCAAGAGCCCAUCCUUCGAUAUACCUUCAAGUAUACGCGCAGCGUUGGUGACCCGAGUAAAAACGAAGAGCACGAGAUAGAAGAAACAGGUGUCGCAGAUUGGGACAGCCCUGCCGAGGGCAAGGUUAAACAAUGGCGGGUUAAGAUAGGAGAUGUGAUUAAUAAAGAUCAGGAUCUCGUCACCAUCGAGGAGUCCUGCGGCCACGAAGUACAAUACGCUGGCCUCUGCGCCAUAUGCGGUAAAGAUAUGAAGGAGGCUACCUACGCUAGCGAAUCUCUCGAUACCGAACGCGCUACAGUGGCCAUGGUACAUGAUAAUAUCGCCCUUACAGUCAGCGCGGACCAAGCCGCACGCGCCGAAAUGCAAUUGCAACGUCGAUUGCUCCAAGACCGCAAACUCAGUCUUGUUGUCGACCUGGACCAGACGAUUAUCCACGCUUGCAUCGACCCUACCGUAGGUGAAUGGCAACGCGAUCCAUCCAAUCCCAACUACGAAGCUGUUAAAGAUGUGCGCAGCUUUCAGCUCGACGACGGCCCCCGUGGUGUGGCCAGUGGCUGUUGGUAUUACAUUAAGAUGCGUCCAGGCUUAGCCGAAUUUCUCGAAAGGAUAUCCCAGCUAUUCGAGCUACAUGUUUAUACAAUGGGCACGCGCGCAUACGCUCUCAACAUCGCCAAGAUUGUUGAUCCGACACAAAAACUCUUCGGUAACCGGAUCAUUAGCCGAGACGAGAACGACAGCAUAACAGCCAAGAGUCUACAACGAUUGUUUCCCGUCAGUACCAACAUGGUCGUGGUUAUCGACGAUCGAGCCGACGUCUGGCCACGGAAUAGGUCGAACUUAAUCAAAGUCACUCCAUAUGAUUUCUUCACGGGCAUUGGAGAUAUCAACUCCAGCUUCCUACCUAAACGUGAAGAUAUAAUAGCCGCACCACCACCCCCCGAGACGAAGCCGGUCAAUGGCAACACCGCGCGACCAAAUGUGAACGGAAGCGAUACAGCAACAAAUCCCGUACCAGAUCACGAAAAAGCAUUAGCUAAUGGCAACGACGAAAAUGCGAUUCUACAAUUACGAGCAGAAGAGCAAGAACGCACCCUUGAGAAACAGCUCAAGGAUCGUCCCUUACUUCAUCUGCAAGAAGAGUUGGAUAAAGUGGAUGAGGAGACCGAGAAGUCGGUAGAGAACGGUGAUAGUCCAGAACCCUCUACAAAUGGAGAGUCGGAAAGUCCAUCACACCAACGACAUAAACUUUUACGCGAUGACGAUAGAGAACUUAAAUUUCUCGAACGGCAUCUAGCUAAGCUUCAUCAUUCGUUUUACGAACAAUACGACGCUCGAUGUGCGAAUCGCCGGCCUGGUGACAUCGUACCGGAUGUGAUUCCAGAUGUAGGAUCAACCCUGAACUUUCUCAAGUCGCAAAUUCUUAAAGGCACGAAGCUUGUGCUUUCUGGACUAGUCCCGUUAGACGUCGACGUUCGUAGAAGCGAGAUUGGAAUGCAAGCCGAAAGUUUUGGCGCCGAGAUCCGGACACGCGUGAGCGAUGAAGUUACCCAUCUGAUCAUUAACAUCACACGCCCGCGGACUCAAAAGGUCCGCCAGGCGGCACGCAUCCCUACGAUCAAAAUAGUCAACCAAAACUGGCUUGCAGAGUCCAUCGCACAGUGGGCGAGGCUUGAUGAGACGCCGUAUCUCAUACAAAUACACCCUGCCGAUCGAAAUGCCGAAACACCGUUAGAAGAAGGCUCAGCUUCGCCUCCCCGACCGAAAAUCACCAUCGUCACCUCAGGUCGCCAACUAUUCGAAGAGCAAAUGAACGACGCUGCCGAUGAUGGCGACGCGGAUGGUUCAGGGGAUGACGACGAAGAGGAGGAUGAAGACGAUGAGGAAGAAGACGAUGACGAAAACGACGACGAAGAGUUCCACGACAGAUACAAUGUAAUGCCGCCGGAUAUCGGAGACGGUCAGCACAGUCCUAUAGACGAUCUCGAUGGAAUGGAGUGGGGAGAUGUCGAUAAGGAGCUCGAGGAGUUCAUGGGAUCGGAUAUGGAUGACUCGGAUUUCGAAAGCACGCAGGGGACGGACCACGGUACGGAUACGGAGUCGGAGGAGCCUAAGAGUAAAAAGCGUAAGCUAGGCGAUGAGGAUGAUGAAGAUGAUGGUAGCGAGGAAGCUGGAGGAAGUGUGUUAGCCAAGAAACAGCGCAUCGCGAAAGCGAGAACUACGGGUCUUCGGAAUGUUAGAAACGCUACAGACGAGGAGGACGAAGAGGAUAGUGGGUUGCCUACGCCGAUGGGUACGGGCGACGAAGAAGAUGCGGCUCGCGAAGCAAAUGUUAAGGGUAAUGGAGAAGCUAGCGGCGAUGACGACGACGACUUUGCCGACCUGGAAGCCGAACUAGAAGCUGAAUUACAAGCAGCAGGCGAAGGUGGUUGA